Mollisia scopiformis is the source of this 1720-nucleotide messenger RNA. RefSeq lists its product as uncharacterized. Gene Ontology annotation, cellular component: DNA replication preinitiation complex. The record is from RefSeq and is a predicted model, not a curated record. The coding region runs from base 178 to 1659 and encodes 493 amino acids. Gene Ontology annotation, molecular function: DNA replication origin binding; single-stranded DNA binding. The transcript is spliced from 2 exons. Lineage: Eukaryota; Fungi; Ascomycota; Leotiomycetes; Helotiales; Mollisiaceae. Gene Ontology annotation, biological process: mitotic DNA replication preinitiation complex assembly; DNA replication; double-strand break repair via break-induced replication.
UCUCAUGUCAAUUUACGAUAGCAAAGCCAUUUUUUGAACCAUGAACAUUUACAACAUUCAAUAACGAUACCCUAUUCAAAAUACCCUCUACCACUUUCUGGGCCAGCCAAUUCGACGCGUCGAUUCGAAGAAGCCUUGGCUGAGUUAGACACAGUCAAGUCUUGUCGGACAUUGAAGAUGGAGAAAGGGCGGCAAGCAGAAUUGACGGAGAGGUCAAAUACAUUAAGAGUCGAAUUGAAAGCAUGGGAGAAGGACUUUGCAGCAGCAAACAGUGGCAAGAAAGCAUCCAGGGAUGACAUUAAACAAAAUCCAGACAUUGCUGCCAAGUACAAAGAAUACAACAAAGUACGAGAUAUAUUAUCAGGCAAAGUCAUCGAGGCAGUUGUAGCACCCAAACGCCAAACUCCACGAAAAAGAAAACAUGAAGAGGAUGUAGGACAUGGCGCCUCCAAACGAUUACAGCUCGUCAAGACGCCUUCCAAAAUACAAGUCCAACCCUGGGAAGUCGAUCCUUACGAUUCUCCUUCCGUGGUUCGGAAUCUCUUUACUCCUUCGAGGAAGACUGUUCUUGGACCCACGCCACAGAAAGACGGACAAGUGCUAGGACUGUUCGACUUGCUACCCAAUGAUAGUGUGGUGGAAUCGCCGUCUAAUCUGGAAUGGAAGCGUCCCACGGUCCCUGUUCAGGGUACACCUCGAAAGGUUUCAGCAAUAGGGACACCUCACAGGAAUAGCAGAACUCCAGGAGGUCGCAAGAAGUUACUUGAUGCUUUCGCUACUCCGCUCAAGAGUCGAGAUCUUAAUGGCCAGGGAGGAAAGACCCCUUCAUCAGUUUCAAAACUACAUUUCUCUACGCCAUCUUUCCUUCGGCGAGAUAACCACCGUGUCAGAUUACCGGUCUUGAACGAGAACGAGGGUGGAAUUGCCCUGUCACCAGAAAUGGUUAGGAUGCCGAGAAAACCCUUGGUUCGGGGUCUAAGCAGUAUGCUUGCUGGACUCCGGAAAAUGGAAGACGAUGCAGCAGAUGAUGACUUAGAUGCUCUUCGCGAGAUGGAGAUGGAGGAAACUGGCGAGACUAUGCCAAAACCAAAAGCUAAACCGAAGCCCGUACUAGAGGCACCGCCACAGGAUAUUUUGGUUGAAGACAGCCAGCCAGGCUUCCCGUUAGGAGGAUUUGACGACGAAGCACAACUCGACAGCGAUGCUGAUGAAGCCAAGGAAGGACUGGACUGUGAUGGCAAGCCACUGAAGGUGUAUAAGAAGAAAGGACAGAAGCGAACCACCCGCCGUGUGAAGAUGAAGCCAUCUCGGGCCAAACCAGCAGCACAACAAGCAGCUCCAACCGAGGAGGACAGUGACGAUGAAUUGGCUGAAACAGAGGAAGCGGUACCCGAAACACAAAUGGACGAUUCCGGCUUCACGGAAGCAAGAAACUUCGAUUCAGACACACAAUCCGAGUAUACGGCAUCUGAAGGAGGAACGAGAUAUAAGAGACCAAACCAGACGAAGAAUAGGAAAGCCAACAAGGAUGGGAAGAUCAAGACUGCAGCGAGGAAAGUGGGUGCUUUGGCUCACCAGAACUUUAAGCGAUUGAAGUUACGGAAUUCAGGGGCUAAAGGAGGCGCGGCUCACAAUAGUCGGUUCAGGAGGAAGAAGUGAAUGGAUCAAUGAGGUUAUGAAAUGGUAUCACGAGAUCACGGUCACAGAUGCAAGAAAGUAG